Messenger RNA from Mauremys reevesii (Reeves's turtle), 1690 nucleotides. Its product is annotated as nuclear receptor ROR-beta-like. The coding region runs from base 236 to 1633 and encodes 465 amino acids. Gene Ontology annotation, cellular component: nucleus. Gene Ontology annotation, biological process: regulation of transcription by RNA polymerase II. Gene Ontology annotation, molecular function: zinc ion binding; nuclear receptor activity; RNA polymerase II cis-regulatory region sequence-specific DNA binding. The record is from RefSeq and is a predicted model, not a curated record. NCBI's taxonomy places the organism in Eukaryota, Metazoa, Chordata, Testudines, Geoemydidae. The transcript has 10 exons.
AGUAGGUUAGCAGAGCUGUAGCAGGGACUAGCAGCCCAGGAGAGGGGCAGGUACCUAGAGGGGCCGAAGAGCCAGAGCCAGUCACUUACCCAUCAUUAGGAGAGCAAAACCACCGCAGAACAAGGACCCAAUCCUGGAGACUUAAUUUAUCAAGGGAAUUGCUGCUGUCCGAGGCACCUGCGCUGCGUGUUUUCAUGAUAUUCUCCGCACAGCCCUAAGACCAGAAAGCCCCAAGAUGCGAGCCCAAAUCGAAGUGAUCCCGUGUAAGAUCUGCGGAGACAAGUCUUCGGGGAUUCAUUACGGCGUCAUCACCUGUGAAGGCUGUAAGGGUUUCUUCCGGAGAAGCCAGCAGAAUAACGCCAGCUACUCCUGCUCGCGCCAGAAGAACUGCCUGAUCGACCGGACCAACCGGAACCGGUGCCAGCACUGCCGCCUGCAGAAAUGUCUGGCGCUGGGCAUGUCACGUGAUGCGGUGAAGUUCGGCCGCAUGUCCAAGAAGCAGCGGGACAGCCUGUAUGCGGAGGUGCAGAAGCACCAGCAGAACCAGGAACAGAACGGGGUCUCCAAGGACGACUCCGAGGCCCUGGCACGGGUCUACCCCACCAGCGUGAGCAGCGGGGUCUCGGACCUGGACGACAUCUCCCCGCUGUCGGACGGGCUCCUCUUCGACUUCCCCCUCACCCCCGAUGGAGGCAGCACCUACUACAACCUGGACCUCCUGACCUCGGCCCAGCCCUCGCCCGACCAGUCCAGCAUGGACGUCAGCGAUGCCAAGCUCAUCAAACAGGAGUCCAUCUACGAGCUGAUGCUGGAGCCCGGCCUCUUUGCCCACAGCGCCCUGGAGGGCAGCCAGCUCGCCUCGGACAUUUCGAUGCUCGAGAUCGACCGGAUUGCUCAGAACGUGGUCAAGUCCCACCUGGAGACCUGCCAGUACACGACGGAGGAGCUCAAGAGGCUGGCGUGGAUGCUGUACACCCAGGAGGAGAUCAGGAGCUUGCAGAACAAGAGCUGCGAGACCAUGUGGCAGCAGUGCUCCCUGCAGAUCUCCAACGCCAUUCAGUACGUGGUGGAGUUCGCCAAGCGCAUCGACGGCUUCAUGGAGCUCUGCCAGAACGACCAGAUCAUCCUCCUCAAAGCAGGUUGCCUGGAAGUGCUUCUGAUCCGAAUGAUUCGGGCAUUCAACCCUUUAAAUAACACGGUGCUCUUCGAGGGGAAAUACGGCGGCCUGCAGAUGUUCAAGUCGCUUGGCUGCGACGACCUUAUCAACGCCAUCUUUGAGCUCGGGAGGAACCUGUGCCGGCUACAGCUCUCGGAUGAGGAGAUUGCCCUGUUCACUGCAGCCAUCCUGCUCUCUCCAGAUCGCCCGUGGCUCACGGAAUCCAAGAAGGUGCAGAAGCUCCAGGACAAGAUCUACAUAGCCCUGCAGCACGAGAUCCAGAAGAAACACUCCAGCGAGGAUAAGCUCUCGAAGAUGAUUUCCAAGCUGCCCUUGAUGAAAACCAUCUGCAACCUGCACUUGGACAAGUUGGAGUUUUUCCGGCUUCUGCAUCCAGAGACCGCUAUGAACUUUCCGCCCCUGUACAAGGAAGUAUUCAACUCGGAGCUCCAGUACAGCGACCCACGAGAGAGCUAAGGCUCGGAGGGCCAGACCCUGUUUCAUUUCCCAAAGUCUGGAGAGGAACAGAAACAU